AUGUUCUCCUGGCGCAAAUCUGUUUUGAUUAUCAUCCUGGUUGCGACUUCCGUUGCUGCGGCGCCUUCACCUAAAGACACCCGACACGUUCGCGACGGGUCCCUGGAUAAUCCCUCAUUCGCAAAUCAUGCGCCAGUUUGGAAUGAAGGAGCUGCUUCCGAACCUCUCAUCGCGAUAGAGGGAGAGACACCUCAGUACGAGUGGGAUUUGCCUGCAAUGACGACACUGAAGGAAGAACGGUUCCAGGAGCUUAUGAGAAUAUUUAUUGGAACUCCACAACCACCAAAAUCGGGUGUGCAACCAGCUAGACCUACAAACGAGUUUCUUAGAACGCGCCGCCGGAUUGGUCGUCGGCGACACCCAAUGGACCCAGACUAUCAGCAUCCUCAAGACUCCGACUUCCAGGGGCCCCAACCUCACCCAUACCUCCACGACCCCCUCCUACACAUCACUAAUCUCCCUUCAUAUGUCUCUGAUGAAAAUUUAGCCGUCGCCUUCAUGACUUGUGGUCCAUUUAGACCUAAGAUUCCCCGCGACAGUGCAUCCGGUCUGUUGUCGGGCACCAUUGAAUUCAAAUUCCUCGAGAAGGCCGAGAAGGCACUGGCAACUCUCCAAUCGCGUCUCAUCCCUAACCUCCAACCUCCUGUGCCUUUGGUGCUUUCACCUUAUCCUCCAACCAAUCCACCAACGCCUCUGCCGCCCCCAUCAGCGUUGCCGCGUCUCGUAAAACACUUACCGCCAGGUUACACCGAUUCCCAGUUGUUCGACCUUUUCAGGCCUUUUGGUGCACUCGCGUCCGCACGUACUCAGACUCAUUUUGGCGCGGACACUGGCAUGGUCGAAUUCUGGAACGAAAAUGAUGCACGCCAGGCUGAAGACUCGCUGCACUGUGCAGACAUAGAGGGCCAGAAUAUCGCAGUUCAGGUUUAUCAACCUAGACGGACCAGUGGAGGAGCAAUUCCUGAGUUCAACGCGAGCGCUCCGACAUUCGUGCCCUCUGGUUCAAUGUACUCACCAUACCCAACCCAGAAUUUGGAUCCUGACAUCGACUCUAACGGCCUAUUCACCCAUUUCCGACAGUUUGGCAUGAUCGUCAGUGCGCGUGUCAUGCGCAAUGAAAAUGGAGAGAGUCGAGGUUUUGGUUUUGUAUCUUAUCAAACACCCGAUCAAGCCAACGCAGCUAUGCAUGCAAUGAAUGGAGCCCAACUUGGCUCAAAACAAGUUGUCGUUCGACUCCACGAGCCGAAGCAAUUGCGACAAGAGAAACUUGCUCAGCGAUUUGGUCACAACGGCCAUCCCAGGAGCUCAAGUGGUGCUACAAGCCCCACGGCUAGUGAAGUUGGCGACUAUUCUGGCUGGGGCAGUCCACGACUCCUCCCGACAUCUUUGGGUUCUCCCAAAGGAAGCAUUUAUGAGCGACCUGAAAGGGGAAGAAGAGGAUCUGGCAGCUACUACAAUGCUGCUCUCACUGGUACUCUCAAUUUGCCCAUGCGAUAUGAUGACCUCGCAAGCUUGUCACCUGUUGUCCGAAAAGAGGUGCUUACUGGCGAGCUCAGCCGUCGUGUCAAGAAACUGGAUAUUGUCCCUGCCAAAGAGAUUAACUCCAUUGUUGAAUCCCUUGUCAAUGUCUCUCUCAGUGAGGUCUUACAAUAUGUGGAAGAUCCUGGAAGACUCCAGGAGCAAGUGGAGAUAAUCAAGGCCAAACGCUUUAAGGCCUCUACUCCUGAGAAAUCUCCUUCUAGGUCUGCGUCGGCUUCACAGGAUUCGCGACUUCUUGAUCCAAAUGCUCUCAAUGCUACGGCGAGCGCUCCCGAGCACCCAUCAACUCCAAUCUCAGUCAGCGAGUCGUCAAGUCCUCCUCGUACCUCCUCGCCCUCUGGCUCAGUUCCACCCAUAUCAGAACGCGAUCGCAUAAUCGCAGCCGUCGGAAAACUUGAGUCCACACGACACUCUGAACUAACCGACCUGUUGAUGAGCCUCCCGAAGCGCGAUCGUGCUCUGUGUCUCUUCAAUGCUGAAUAUCUGCGUACCAAAAUAGCUGAUGCAAAAAUGGUAUUGGAUAGCGAAGAUGGAGAUGAAGAAGAAGAUAGGAAUCCCCCUGAUUCACAGUCAACCAAGUCUGCGCCCCAUACGGUGCCUGUGACGCCUCAACCCAAGAAGACAGCCCCCAGAGUUGUAGAUUCGCCGCAGACUCCAGAUUUGUCUUCUCGCGGUCCUUCAGCGAAUGCGUCUCCAUUGCCACCAACACCUGGCAGCGCCAGCUCCACGCAUACUUUGGCGUCUCUCUCAAAGCUACCUGCGGCCGAAAUCAUUCGGCUUUCCAACUCCUCUUCAGCUACUGGACUACCUUUACCCAAGGCAGAUCCCCUCGUAGUUCAGGCUACUGAUGAAUUCAUUGAUAGCCUCUUGGGUAAGCCACCCCAAGUGCAGAAGCAACAACUUGGAGACAAACUCUUCAAAGUCGUCAAAUCAUUUGGUAUCAAGGGGGCUCCAAAGGUUACGAUUGCCCUUCUGGACCAAGAGGAUCUCCGGGCCCUUGCCCACCUGAUGAAUAGCUUCCCGUCCGUGCUCAAGGACAAAGCACUACGAGUCGCUGCCAGCCUCGCCAAGUAA
This is a messenger RNA of Laccaria bicolor S238N-H82, 2613 nucleotides long. RefSeq lists its product as uncharacterized. The transcript has 12 exons. Lineage: Eukaryota; Fungi; Basidiomycota; Agaricomycetes; Agaricales; Hydnangiaceae. Gene Ontology annotation, molecular function: RNA binding. The record is from RefSeq and is a predicted model, not a curated record. Bases 1 to 2613 code for a protein of 870 amino acids.